Phragmites australis (common reed) is the source of this 3898-nucleotide messenger RNA. RefSeq names its product serine/threonine-protein kinase BLUS1-like. Gene Ontology annotation, biological process: protein phosphorylation. The coding region runs from base 1309 to 3366 and encodes 685 amino acids. The record is from RefSeq and is a predicted model, not a curated record. NCBI's taxonomy places the organism in Eukaryota, Viridiplantae, Streptophyta, Magnoliopsida, Poales, Poaceae. Gene Ontology annotation, molecular function: protein serine/threonine kinase activator activity; protein kinase activity; ATP binding. The transcript is spliced from 22 exons.
AUUCGUUGGGUUUCGGUGGUGGUCAGGUUGCGGGUGCCAUCUGCUGUUUGAUCUAGCGAGAGAUCCGUCGGUCGAUUGAAGUGGAUAUUUGUUGAUUUGGUAACCUGGCAAUUUCGGGCGGAAUUUUGAUCUGUGUAACGUCCUACCAGAUCAAUCUGCGCUUGUUUUGACAUUACGUUGGUAGCAGCUUCGCAUUUAUUUGGUCUGCUAUUAGUCGUUGCUUAGUCUAAGGCUAAGUUGAAACGAUCAAUUGAGUCGUGUAUGUACCUGCAUUUUAGUUUUUUUAGCGCAGUUAUUACUUUACAUGAUAUAUUUGUGGUGCGGCUGGUUGAGACGGCGAGUUAAAUAUUCUGUCAAUCGCCAUGGAGAACUUUUUUACUUCGCGGAUGUAUAGACGGGAUGGCCAAUGGCUUGCAAGGUUGGGUACUACCAUCCCAGCGUUGCUGGGUACCAAACCUGGCGGGAGGGGAGAGGAAGGAAAUUAUGCUUGUGUACACACUUCAGGAUGCGGCUUGUGUUUGUGCUUCUAUGUGUAUCUGCAUCGGGGCAAGCUGCGGGUAUGCAUGUCGGCAUGCGCAGGUCAAUGAGAUACGCACAAGUUUAUCAGUCCUAGAUAGACCACAUAAAAAUUACAGCCUCUGAAUUUUCUUGGAUUUAAUGAAUAAUCAAUCUCCUUUUUGUAGAGGCACACCUCACUGUUUGUUAUCCGGUUCUUGCCAUUCGUCCUUUUUGAGUGGUUGGCUCCAUUCUAAUAAACUGUUUCUUUAGUUUCUGGUAUGUUUACAUGGGUUCAUUUUCUGCACUGUAAAUUGGACUGUGGGCACUUUGUAGGCAGUACAGUUCGUGAUCAUGUUAUCUUUUCAUCAUGUAUGAUUUUAUUGAUAUUAUGAACUGAAGAUGGUAAGCUAACAUGAUAUCCAUCAUCGAUCAAUCUACUCAAUGAUUGGAAUGUCAUGCUCCAUGGUUGAGGCUGGGUCUUUUAGUUCUAACCGGAUGUUUGUUUAAGCAUACACUUUCUAGUUUUCUUCCGUCCACAUCUUUCAUUGCAGAUCACACUGUUUCACCUCUUCCUAAAAGAAAAGAGAAUACUCUAUAUUUGCCACUUGAAAGACGUCUAAUAAUAAAAUUCCUUUGAAAAUACAAAAGUUAUAAAUGUCCCUCACAAAACACCUCUUGUAUCAAUGCCACUGUCUUCUAUUUUUAGUUAUUUAUUCACUACAAAAUUAGAUGGACUUGAUCUUUUUACUAAUACAACUGUGCAUUUUUUCUUAACAUUCCAUCGACUGGCCCAUUGCUUGGCCAGCACCCAUGAUUGGCCUGCUGCCUACACUAAUGGAAGCCAGCCACUUCAUGGACGGAAUACAAAGGGAAGCUCAAAUAAUGAGCUUGAUAGAUCACCCUAAUGUUAUCAGGGCUUAUUGCUCAUUUGUCGUGGAGCACAGCCUUUGGGUGAUAAUGCCAUUCAUGACAGAAGGAUCGUGUCUACACUUAAUGAAGAUUGCAUACCCUGAUGGUUUCGAGGAGCCUGUCAUUGGCUCCAUUCUAAAGGAAACACUUAAGGCUCUGGAUUACCUUCACAGGCAAGGUCAAAUCCAUCGUGAUGUCAAGGCUGGUAAUAUCCUUAUUGAUAAUGCUGGUGUUGUGAAGCUUGGGGACUUUGGUGUUUCUGCUUGCAUGUUUGAUAGAGGUGAUAGGCAGAGAUCUAGGAAUACGUUUGUGGGAACACCAUGCUGGAUGGCUCCAGAAGUGCUCCAGCCUGGCACUGGAUAUAAUUUCAAGGCCGACAUAUGGUCAUUUGGAAUCACUGCACUUGAACUAGCACAUGGCCAUGCUCCAUUUUCAAAAUACCCCCCUAUGAAGGUUCUUCUCAUGACCCUCCAGAAUGCACCACCUGGUCUUGACUAUGAUCGUGACAGAAGAUUCUCAAAGUCAUUUAAAGAGAUGGUUGCAAUGUGUUUGGUCAAAGAUCAAACAAAGAGGCCAACAGCUGAGAAGUUGCUGAAGCAUUCAUUUUUCAAAAAUGCAAAGCCUCCAGAAUUGACUAUGAAGAGUAUCUUAACUGAUUUGCCUCCUCUCUGGGACCGUGUAAAGGCUCUCCAGCUUAAAGAUGCAGCACAGUUGGCUUUGAAGAAGAUGCCUUCUUCUGAACAGGAAGCGCUCUCUCUGAGUGAAUACCAACGAGGUGUUAGUGCGUGGAACUUUGACAUCGAGGAUCUCAAGGCUCAAGCAUCACUGAUUCGUGAUGAUGAGCCACCAGAAAUAAAAGAAGAUGAUGACAGUGCAAGAAACAUUGAAGUUGAAAAGGAGUCACCUUCUAGGAACCAUUUAGGAAAGUCAUCAUCUGCAAAUGAAAAAAGCUCCAGGGAGCAAACCUUUGGUACCAAAGUAAAUUCAGAUGGAAAAGACCCUAGUACAAAUGAAGCUUUUGAUUUUGAUGUUAGCGACGCCGACUGUAAAAGGACGACUGAUGGAUAUGAAAACAACAGAAUAGAGAAUGAUUCACUGCCCUCUACAUCAAAACAGGAUCCGGAGUUGAAUCGUUGGACAAGUGAUGUUGGGCAGAGACAACAGACUUCUGGUGGGAACAAUAGCUCAACAGCUGAAAGGGGCCACGGUUUCGAGAGGCUUGACAGGGAUGCAGCUGUUCAAAUGAUAUCUCACAAACAAAGAAGUGAUAUGAGAAAAACAGCAAAUCUUAGUGGUCCACUGUCACUGCCAACUCGUGCUUCUGCAAAUAGUCUUUCAGCUCCUAUUCGAUCUUCAGGAGGUUAUGUAGAUUCAUUAGGCAACAAGUCAAAACAAAAUGUGGAGAUUAAAGGCCGCUUUUCCGUGACAUCUGAGAAUAUCGAUCUUGCAAAGGUCCAGGAAGUUCCAGUCAGUAGUCUCUCUCUCAGGUCACCAAAGGGCUCACUGCUAAGAAAAUCUGCUAGUGUUGGUGAUCGCUUGAUCCAUGCUAAGCCGAUGUGUAACAGUAAUCAACUGAAGGAGCUCUGCAAUAGCUCAGUAUCAUCGUCGAUUCUAAUUCCCCACCUGGAGAACCUUGUGCAGCAGACGAUGUUUCAGCAGGACCUGAUCAUGAACCUACUAAGUAGCUUGCAACAGAAUGAGAAAGUUGAUGGAGCACAGCCUGGAAUAUCUUCUCAAGCUCGAACUUUGGAGAGUGAUAAAGUGGCUGAUACAGCUAACCCUGAGAAGGAACGAUCAUUACUUGUUAGAAUUUCAGAAUUACAGUCUAGGAUGAUAACACUGACUGACGAACUAAUUGCAGCUAAGCUAAAACAUGUUCAGUUGCAGCAAGAGCUAAAUGCAUUGUAUUGCCGAGAAGAAAUCGAAGACAUUAGGGAUGAGGACAACGAAGAAACAUAACACCAGGAGGAUCCAUGCGAUAUGAGUUACCUGCCUUGGCUAUUACAUUGAGGUUUGGUUAAAUGCUUUUGGCAAGGAGUUUUAACAAGAAAUUGAUGAACCAUCUGGGCUGCUGAGUCAGGAAUAUAUGCCGGGUCCACAGAGAAUAGCUCUUACAGCUGCUCUAUGGAAUUUGCUCUUUGAAGGUUGUCAUGCCCUUGGCCUGCUGCCAUCAGUGUGUAUAUCAGUUUUUCUUUUAAUUACCUCUCUUCUCUUAGUUCAACAUAGUUUUGGUGGUCACAAGAUUGCGGCGUGGUGCAUUCUACUAUUUUGGCCUUACCUAUCAUUGAAAUAGCUGUGAUUAUGUAGUUCGUAGGGUACCCGUUGGUCUCCAUGCAGAAUAGCAGAAGAUUGCGUAAUAAAAUGUAUUUUAUCUAGCAAUAGGAUGUAUAUUUCUUAUUGGUGCAUUCGUUGAGACUUGCUCCAUGCAUGGCUAUUUGCAAACCUCCAAACCGAGUUGUUUGCAUAUCUAAUAAAGAGUACCUGUAUACUA